Chanos chanos (milkfish) is the source of this 1647-nucleotide messenger RNA. RefSeq names its product WD repeat domain 13 (gene wdr13). Bases 22 to 1470 code for a protein of 482 amino acids. Gene Ontology annotation, cellular component: nucleus. Gene Ontology annotation, molecular function: promoter-specific chromatin binding; protein binding. The transcript is spliced from 10 exons. NCBI's taxonomy places the organism in Eukaryota, Metazoa, Chordata, Actinopteri, Gonorynchiformes, Chanidae. The record is from RefSeq and is a predicted model, not a curated record.
UUGGAAGAGAGAGUGUGUGGAAUGGCUGCAGUUUGGCAGCAGGUGUUGGCAGUGGACGCAAGGUACAAUGCUUACCGCACGCCCACGUACCCACAGUUCCGCACACAAUACAUCCGCCGGCGCAGCCAGCUGCUCCGUGAGAACGCCAAAUGUGGCUUUGAGCCGGGGCUGCGCAGGCAGUAUCUGCGGCUGCGCAGUCAGCUGCUGGCCCUGCGUUACGGGCCGCUGUCUGAGCAGAGCAGCUUCAGAGCCAGCAGUGUGCGCAGUUCCCGCACCACACUGGACCGCAUGGAGGACUUUGAGGAGGACCCCAGAGCCCAGGGUGCACGUGGCCACCGGCGUUCUGUGAGCCGAGGCUCCUACCAGCUCCAAGCCCAAAUGAACAGAGCUGCAUAUGAUGAGAGGCCCCCUGGCAGCUUGGUUCCCACUUCGGUGGCAGAGGCCAGCCGUGCCAUGGCUGGGGACACCACACUCAGUGAAAACUACGCCUUCGCUGGAAUGCACCAUAUCUUUGACCAGCACGUGGACAAAGCCGUCCCUCGGCUGCAGUUUGCCAAUGAUGACAAGCACCUCCUGGCCUGUUGUUCAUUGGACGGGACCUUGUCUAUCAUGACGCUGUCCCCGCCUCCGCCCACAGUUAAGGUGACCCUGCGAGGACACGCUGGUCCUGUCACUGAUUUCGCCUGGUCUCUUAGCAACGAUAUCAUAGUGUCCACGUCGCAGGACGGCACCCUUCGCAUCUGGAACACGGAGGACGGACGCUGUAUCCGUGAAGUGGUUGACCCUGAGUCCAGCGAGCUUCUGUGCUGCACAUUUCAGCCAAUGAACAACAACUUGACUGUGGUUGGGAACAGUAAGCAUCUCUUGCAGGUGGUUAAUAUCUCCACUGGGAAGAAGGUAAAAGGUGGCUCGAGUAAACUGACUGGCAGGGUGCUGUCUCUCUCCUUUGACGCUCCGGGAAGGAUCCUGUGGGCUGGAGAUGACAGAGGAAGCAUAUUCUCUUUCCUGUUUGACAUGGCUACAGGAAAACUGACGAAAGCCAAGCGGUUAGUGGUCAGUGAGGGCAGCUCUAUCUCCAGCAUCUCCGCCCGUUCCUGGAUCAGUCGAGAAGCACGUGACCCCUCCCUCCUCGUUAACGCCUGCGUCAACAAACUGCUGCUCUACAGGGUUGUAGAUAAUGAGGGAACUCUGCAGCUAAAGAGGAGUUUUCCAAUCCAGCAUGGCUCUCAGCCCACCCACAGCAUCUUCUGUCCACUGAUGUCUUUCAGACAGGGAGCCUGUGUUGUGACUGGCAGUGAGGACGCAUGUGUCUAUUUCUUUGAUGUGGAACGCAACACUAAAGCAAUUGUCAACAAGCUUCAGGGUCAUAGCGGCCCGGUACUGGAUGUUAGCUUCAACUGCGAUGAGAGUCUGCUGGCGUCAGCUGACGCCACCGGCAUGGUCAUCAUCUGGAGACGAGAGCAGAAGUAACCAUAGCAACCCCCAUAGCCGACACUAUGCUUCCACGCCAACAGCAGCCACUGUACUGGUUAGUCCCAUUAUGUGCAAUUAAGAUAACCUUGUUUAACAGAGACUGACAGAGGGAUAGGCCAGAUGGUUCUGUUCUUACGUUUAUGGUUUCUGCUUGUAAAGAUAACUUGUGAGAUG